ACGCCUGCGCAGUGCUCUUCCUAGGGGGCGGGGCCAGGUUGGCCGGGGUUAUGGGGCGUGGUCUCGAAGGCGCUUGCGCGAAGGCGGUUGGAGGGAGGCCCGAUUCCCCUUUGUUCAGAUUCGCCAUUUUGCGAGGCAGCGGCAGUGGCGGCGGCGGCGGCGGCUGGAGCCUCUGAUUGGGUUUCGGGGUCCGGUACUGGAGCCAAUCAGCGCGGGCAGCGAACCGGGGGAGCGAGGCACGGAGUCCCUACCUGGCAGCUGCCUCUGUAGAGUGAAGCUUCAGGACUCUUAACGUGGCCGGGCCAUGGAGCAGUAUACGACAAACAGCAAUAGUUCCACAGAGCAGAUCGUGGUGCAGGCCGGCCAGAUUCAGCAGCAGCAGCAGGGUGGUGUCACUGCUGUCCAGCUGCAGACUGAGGCCCAGGUGGCAUCCGCCUCAGGCCAGCAAGUCCAGACCCUCCAGGUAGUCCAGGGGCAGCCGUUAAUGGUGCAAGUCAGUGGAGGCCAGCUUAUUACAUCAACAGGCCAACCCAUCAUGGUACAGGCUGUGCCUGGUGGACAAGGCCAAACCAUCAUGCAAGUACCUGUGUCUGGCACACAAGGUUUACAGCAGAUACAGUUGGUACCUCCUGGACAGAUCCAGAUCCAGGGUGGGCAGGCUGUGCAGGUGCAAGGCCAGCAGGGUCAAACCCAGCAGAUCAUCAUCCAACAGCCACAGACUGCAGUCACCGCUGGCCAGACUCAGACACAACAACAGAUUGCUGUCCAGGGACAGCAAGUGGCCCAGACUGCUGAAGGGCAGACUAUUGUCUACCAACCAGUUAAUGCAGACGGCACAAUUCUCCAGCAAGUUACAGUCCCUGUUUCAGGCAUGAUCACCAUCCCAGCAGCCAGUUUGGCAGGGGCACAAAUCGUUCAGACAGGAGCCAAUACCAACACAACCAGCAGUGGACAAGGGACUGUCACUGUGACACUGCCUGUGGCAGGGAAUGUGGUCAACUCAGGAGGAAUGGUCAUGAUGGUACCAGGAGCUGGCUCUGUGCCUGCUAUCCAAAGAAUCCCUUUGCCUGGAGCAGAGAUGCUGGAAGAAGAGCCCCUGUAUGUGAACGCCAAACAGUAUCACCGCAUCCUUAAGAGGAGACAAGCACGGGCUAAGCUAGAGGCAGAAGGGAAAAUCCCAAAGGAACGAAGGAAAUACCUCCAUGAGUCUCGGCAUCGGCACGCCAUGGCACGGAAGCGUGGGGAAGGGGGUCGCUUCUUCUCUCCAAAAGAAAAGGACAGUCCCCACAUGCAGGAUCCAAACCAAGCUGACGAAGAAGCCAUGACACAGAUCAUCCGAGUUUCCUAACCACAGGAGGGUGGCAGAGCUGAUCAGUCACGGUCCUCUCCACUGUUCUGGAAAUGGACUGACUUCCAGUGGGGCACUGACAGUCUCACUCUGCCCUUUCUCAGGACAGAAACUACUUAGCUCAGUAUUACAGCUGCAGUGGUGGCUGACAAACUGAAGUGGCAAGCUUUUGUCGCACCCCUUCAUUGAGGAUCUGUUUCAGACUGUUGGACACUGACCUUUUGCAAAUUUGGAUGAUUAAAAAGAGGUAUUUGCCAGCCCAGCAUUACAAACACAGCACUUAUGUUGAGUGGUAAAGCCAGCCAGUCAGCCAUUGCAGUAGGGGAGAGCAGCCUUCUCAACCUGGUCCUCAGUCAAGGCAGCCACAGCCCCUGGCUUCCUGUGGGUUCUCAACAAGCAUCCAUGCCCUGGUGGGGUGUCGGGCUGCCUGAUGCAUAGACACUUGGCACUCAGGUGGCUCCCAGGCAAAGAGGCUUCCUGUUAGGACUUGGAGCAACCGACCAAGCUGCUGUCUUCUGACCCGUGCUGAUAAGAACCUGUCUGCCCACAUGCUAGGUUGUGUUUACUUCAGCCAAGAAAGUACAAAAAGGAUAUUUUGGACUCAGGAUAAAAGGACCUAAAAGGUA
Mus caroli (Ryukyu mouse) is the source of this 1974-nucleotide messenger RNA. RefSeq names its product nuclear transcription factor Y subunit alpha (gene Nfya). The record is from RefSeq and is a predicted model, not a curated record. NCBI's taxonomy places the organism in Eukaryota, Metazoa, Chordata, Mammalia, Rodentia, Muridae. Gene Ontology annotation, cellular component: CCAAT-binding factor complex. Gene Ontology annotation, molecular function: DNA binding; DNA-binding transcription factor activity. Gene Ontology annotation, biological process: regulation of DNA-templated transcription.